Molecule: messenger RNA, 1617 nt
Organism: Arachis duranensis
Lineage: Eukaryota; Viridiplantae; Streptophyta; Magnoliopsida; Fabales; Fabaceae
Exons: 4
Coding region: 1-1617 (538 amino acids)
Molecular function (GO): protein dimerization activity
Source: RefSeq, a predicted model, not a curated record
AUGAUGCAAAUGAAGAGCUAUUUGCAAAAAGGUCCUUAUCAACCAAGAGAACAUAAUUUUCCACAAACAUAUUUUGGAACUUCUCUCCGUAGAUUUAAUGCUGAUUGGCUUGAUGAAUUUGGCAAUUGGUUGGAAUAUAGUAUUUCAAAAGAUGUUGUCUUUUGUCUCUGUUGUUAUCUUAUGAAACCUGAUGGUGCGAGUGGUGAUGCUUUUAUAAAAGAGGGCUUUUCAAAUUGGAAAAAGAAGGAGCGAUUACAAACACAUGUUGAAAAUCAUGAUAGUGCUCAUAAUCAAGCUCGAAGAAAAUGCGAAGCACUCAUGAAGCAAAAGCAAGAUAUUGAAGGUUAUGAUGGAGCUACUAAUAUGCAGGGAGAAUUUAAUAGCUUAAAAAGUUUGAUCUUGAAAGAAAAUGCUUGUGCUUUUUAUGUUCAUUGUUUUGCUCACCAACUUCAAUUAGCACUUGUGGUUGUUGCAAAGAAACAGGUCAAAAUUGCACUACUUUUUAAUUUGCUUGCUAGUUUGUGCAAUAUUGUUGGAGCUUCUUGUAAACGUAAAGACAUGCUUCGUGAAAGUCAAAUGCAAAAGACAAUUGUUGCAUUACAAAAUGGAGAUGUUUCUAGUGGGCAUGGCUUAAAUCAAGAAACAACAUUGAAAAGGACAGGUGAUACUCGAUGGAGCUCACAUUAUGGUACAAUACUUAGCUUGAUUUCUAUUUUUUCUUCCGUGGUAGAAGUUCUUGAAGUCAUUGAGGAAGAUGGAAAUAAUCUUGAACAAAGAGCUGAAGCAUUUACUAAUGAGUUGUCUCAAGCUCUACGAAGAAGUGAUCAAGACAUUAUAAAUGCUAUGACAUUGGUUAAAGUGUCCAAGCAACGAUUGCAAAGUAUAAGAGAUGAUGGUUGGUCCUCUUUGCUCAAUGAAGUUUCACUAUUUUGUGAUAGUCGUAAUACUCUUGCUCCAAAUAUGAAUGAUAUAUUUGUAACACAAGGAAGAUCAAGGCGCAAAAUUCAAAAGGUCUCAAACUUGCAUCAUUUUCAAGUUGAAUUAUUUUAUCAAGUGAUUGAUAGACAACUUCAAGAGCUUAACAAUUGUUUUACAGAGGUAAAUACCGAGCUACUUCUUUGUAUAGCUUGUUUGAAUCCAAGUGACUCGUUUUUUGCAUUUGAUAAGGAGAAGUUGCUUCGUUUAGCUGAAUUUUAUCCACAUGAAUUCUCUUCUACUCAACUUUUGGCACUUGAUAGUCAACUUGAGAAUUUUAUAUUGGAUAUGUGUCUUGAUGAUCAAUUCUCAAAUAUAAAUGAAAUCAGUGGAUUAUCUCAAAAGUUAGUUGAGACAAAAAAGUAUAUUAUUUAUUCAUUGGUAUUUCUUCUGUUGAAAUUAGCUUUGAUUCUACCUGUGGCAACGGCAUCAGUUGAGAGAACAUUUUCUGCUAUGAAUAUCAUAAAGAGUCGACUUCGUAAUCGAAUGGGAGAUGAGUGGUUAAAUGAUUGUUUGGUUACAUAUAUAGAAAGAGAUACAUUCAAUCAAAUUGAUAAUGAAACAAUUAUUCAACAUUUUCAAAAUAUGAAAACAAGAAGAGAAGAAUCUUCAAGAUUUGAAGCGAAGAAAGUUAGCAACUAA